CCAGUCCGGUUUUUGCUAGCUAACUGAACUGUUAUCCCAUGUAAUACUACUUAUACCACCGGAGGAGCGUCGCGCCGAUUCGAGGGCCCAAUGGCUCAUCCUUUGGAUUCCGCGUGAGCCUCGCAAGUGCUUCGUUGAGCUGUCGGUCAUUGAUAUAAACUCGUCUUUACAAUGGAUACAAUAAUAAGGCCUGUCAAAGCGAUAACGUGCGCUCGUGGGACAGCUACGCGAGCGUAUCGCGCGAUCGUUGGUGUUUCAAGCGUCUAAUCUGCACUGAAGAUUUUUAUUUCUUUUCGUCCGACCAGUGAGUUUGGUAGUUUUAUUUCAUUGUGACUCGAGAGUAGUGCGAUCAUUCAAGUUUUCCGGUUGUUUGUUCUUUUUCUUCCCUGUUAAUUGCUUUAGACGUGUACUUACCGAUUUCGUAAUUAUAUGUAUACCGAUCGCCCAUUCUUCGAUCUUCGCUUCUAUUUUAUUUUUCAUUUUUCCUGCAGUACGGUAAUAACAGAUUUUUCAGUACUUUUUGGAUAACUCUUUGAAGAAAUAGCGGUCCUUUGCCACCUGCCAGAAUUUCUUUUUUUCUUUCAUUUAAACAACAUUCGAUAGUUUCCAAAGUUAUGCCUGAAAAAACCUUUCAUCGUGAAACAUAAAAAAAAACAUAUAUAUGUAUACAUAAGCGCAUAUUCUUGUGCCACAAGCAUUAAAAAUAAAACACGACACACUGGACGAACUGGUUGAUUUGCACACGCUUUGAUAUUCAAAUUAUAUACCUGCCCGCGCGUGCCAUUACAACAACGCGCUCUGUUGUCUAUUUUUUUUCUUUUUUUUUUUUCAAGCCCAUGCUUGAGAGAUGGUUAUCAAUCACGUCAAUUACUACGACAAUAACGAGUUUACCAAGAUUGGAUUUUGUCAUUAGAUAGCGUUUAUACAUGCUUUGAUAACAUUCCGAAGGUACCAGACUCGUGAAACGUUUAGUUCUAUUCUUUUAUCAUCGAUGCGUCAUCGCGUCGAUCGUAUGCUUAGACAUUUUUUUUUUCUUUUUCGAACGGACCACAGUUUGGACGGUAAUUUUAUUAUCAUAGCAUCUGAUUUGCGGAAGUACAAGUUUAUUUAUUAUUACCAUUGUCAAUACAAACAAAAUAAAUAAGAAAAGAAAAAAGUAAAAACAUGAAAGAAGGUGAAGAAAAAAGUGGGGAGGAAACGGAGAAAUGCGCGGCAAUGGAAGAGUGCACGACGGAAGCGGACGAUUGCACGGCGGAGACUCCGCUAAGGCAGCAGGAUAAUGUCGAGAAUAAGGAUGGUAUUGAAAUAAACAAGAUCCCCACGACACCGCUUGCGGAUGGGCCUCGUCAAUUCGACGUGCAGUUUAGUAAUGUGUACUUUUCUGUGCCGUUGAAAAAAGGCCUGUGGAAGGAGAUUUUGCACAACGUCAGCGGCGAAUUCCGCGCCGGCCGGCUCACCGCGAUCCUCGGACCCUCGGGCUCCGGCAAGACAACGCUACUGAGCCUCAUAGCCUGUCGACGCAACAACUGCAAAAUCAACAACCCGAACGCCAACGACCGACCCGAGACGACGACAACGCGCAUGAGCGCCUGCUACGUCCCCCAGGAGUUCGAGCUCAUGCCCUUCCUCACGACUCGCGAGACCAUCUACAUCGCUUCCAGGCUCAAGUUGUCGCCCAAGGACCACGACGACGCCUCUAGAAACGCAAUAAUCCAAGACGUGGCGGAGAAGCUGAGCUUGCUGGGCUCCAUGAACACACUCGCGUGUAACCUGAGCGGCGGGGAGAAGAAGAGGCUGUCGAUAGCCGUGGAGAUGAUUACGAGCCCGUCGUUGUUGCUCCUCGACGAGCCGACCAGUGGCCUCGACAGCGCAUCCAGUAAUCAAGUGAUUAGUUUGCUGAGCUUCAUGGCCCGUCAAGGUUGUACGGUCGCUUGCGUGGUGCACCAGCCGAGCAGUCGGAUGACCCAGUCGUUCGACGACCUGAUGAUCAUGAACCAAGGCCGGUGCGCUUACUGCGGCCCCCGCGACAAAGUCCUCGAUCACUUUCGAGCCUCUGGCUAUGUCUGCCCGGAUUUUUACAAUCUCUCGGAAUUUCUGCUGGAGGUGGUGACGGGCCAAAGGGGUGGCGAUUACGAGUUGACCAGCGGCGGCAAAACCUCCGCGGACCGGACAGAAUCCACCGCUGCCGAUGACGACAAGCUGUCGCAGGUUAGCUCGGUCCGGAGCUGGGGCGAAGAAAUCUUCAUGCCCGAGAGACACUACGCGGUAUCCUCCUGGGAACAGCACAAGGUCCUGCUGAGGCGAGCUUUCAUCUGCAUUUCUCGAGACAACACCCUGACGAAAAUGAGACUAUCCGCGCACCUCAUAGUGGCCGUGCUCCUGGGACUGGUGUUCUACGAUUUCGGCGAGGACGCCAGUAAGGUCCAGAGCAACGUCGCCGCUCUCUUCUUUUUUGCCCUGUUCUUGUUCUUCGCCAAUGCCAUGCCCGCCGUACAAACGUUUCCGUCCGAAACGAGGGUCUUCCUCCGAGAGAACGCCAACAACUGGUACUCGCUGGAAUCUUACUACGUCACCAAGGUCCUCUCCGAUCUUCCACUCCAGAUCGUGUGCCCGACUGGUUUCUUACUGGUAGCCUACUACUUGACCGGCCAGCCUCUCGAGGCCGCGAGAUUCUUCCAGGUUUGGAUGAUCUGCAUCCUCACGACCAUACUCGCCCAAUCUUUCGGCAUCGCGACUGGAGCGGCGUUCAGUACCCACGCUGGCACGUUUUUGGUUCCGGCAUUCAACAUUCCGAUGUUCCUCUUUGCCGGUUUCUUCCUCAAACUCGGCGAGAUUCCGUUCUACCUGCAAUUCUUCAGCGAUGUUAGUUACUUCCGCUACGCCUUCGAGGGUUUGCUGCAGGCGGUUUACCUGGGCCGGCCGAAAAUACCGUGCUACGCGGACUUUUGUUACUUGAGGACUCCCGAUCGGAUCCUCGGGGAGCUCGGCAUGCCCUCGAUGCCCCUUCACGCCACCUUGAUCGCCCUCGUCGUCUGGAUCGUCGGCUUGCACUCGCUCGUCUACGGCGUGCUGCGCUACAAGCUUCGCGCCAAAGUUGUCAGAUGACCGCCCGUCACUUGUGUCCAUAUACUUAUGUAUCACGUAUACACGGGCCGAUGUCUUCAAUCGAUGCUGUCAGUGGAGCUUUUGCUGAUGCUCACGACGGUUAUAUUUUUAUUCUUUUUCGUCCACGUAUUUUUUCUUUAUUUCUUUUUUUUUUUUUUUUCUUUUUUUUUUUUCGUUUGCAUUGUUAAUGAUUAAGAGCUUGAUUAUCCUGCACGCAGGGGAGACUGGCGCGUGUUGAUUUAUUACUCGACAAUUGACAAUUCAAUAUAAAGUUGUAAUCACGUCUUUGAACUCGUCACAUAUGAAAAGGCGAGUGUAUUUGUCAAACGAAAAAUUGCGAUAACUAUGUGAAAAUUGACCGAAUCAUUUCAAAAACGAAUCGUAUUUGGAACAGUUUAAAUGGAAGAUGUAAUUCGCCAACUCGAUCCAGUCUCCUGUACAAUAUGACAAAUAAAAGAGUACCUGAUCUGUAAUUUUAUAUGUACGGAAAUUAGAGAGCAAGUCUCAAAUAUUAUUUUUUUAAUUGUAGUGUGAGACAGUUUAAAAAAAAAAAAUAAUAAAAAUGAGUA
Messenger RNA from Copidosoma floridanum, 3674 nucleotides. RefSeq names its product ATP-binding cassette sub-family G member 1. Lineage: Eukaryota; Metazoa; Arthropoda; Insecta; Hymenoptera; Encyrtidae. Gene Ontology annotation, molecular function: ATP hydrolysis activity; ATP binding; ABC-type transporter activity. Gene Ontology annotation, biological process: transmembrane transport. Gene Ontology annotation, cellular component: plasma membrane. The record is from RefSeq and is a predicted model, not a curated record.